AUGGAGUAUGCUGAAGGAGGUGAUUUAUUCGAUAAGAUUGAACCCGAUGUCGGCGUACCAGAAGAUGUUGCACAUUUCUAUUUUCAACAAUUGGUCAAUGGAGUUGGGUUUUUACACAGUAAAGGGGUGGCCCACCGCGAUAUCAAACCUGAAAAUAUCAUGCUGGACGGUAAUGGCAAUUUAAAAAUCGGCGAUUUUGGCUUAGCAGGUUUGUUUCGUAGUCCUGAUAAUGGAACUGUCCGAAAAUGUAAUACUUGCUGCGGUAGCCCUCCUUACAUUGCUCCUGAAGUUAUCGAUGGAGAAUAUGAUGCGGACAAGGUUGAUAUCUGGUCGAUGGGAGUGGUCCUGUUCGUGUUAUUUGCAGGUAUAACUCCUUGGAAUGAACCUUUAAUAGAUGACAGUGAUUUUGGCGAAUAUGUGCGUGAAAAUGGACGUGUGACAAAAGGUAUCUGGGAAAGAAUUCCUCUAUCGCCUCUUUCUUUAUUAAGAGGAAUGAUGAAACUGGACGCACAGUCAAGGUAUACAAUUGAUGACAUCAGACGGCAUCCCUGGUAUACACAGCCAAAUAGGUUUGUUGGUAAAGAUGGAAGUUGCGGUGACCCAGUAGGACUAGCAACGGAACUUCUUAAGAAUCUUCAUAUUGAUCUUGACGUUAAUAAUCGGUCGGAGAACAAGGAGAACGUCCCCUUGUCGUCCAGUCGUAAACGCAAACGCGAUGAACAUCUUACUGAGGCUGUUGGCCGUCGUGCCCUUGCCUUCGGAUCCCAACCAGUGGACAUUCUACUUGCUAAUACACAGGCUCCGGAUAUUUAUUUCUCUCAGCAGCAGGUUUCUGCUUUAGAUGAAGAAGAUACCCGAGCCAUUUAUAAUCAAAUUGCACAAGAUCCUGUACAAUUACAGUUCUUGGUGAAGAAAGGAGUUAUUCCGCUGUCUUUGUCCCAGAGAGCGACAAAAUUCAAUGACUUGCUUCCUGUUAGUCGGUUCACAAGAUUUUACUCAGAGAUGACUAUCGAGACGUUAAUCCCUGUGAUUGUAGCUGGUCUACAGCAGUUGAACGCAAAGGUACCGGAAGUUGAUGCCAUGGCUGCUUCGUACAAGAACUCGACCCCGAGUAUCCCGUUCACAGCCGUAGACCGAAAAGCUAUGGGAUUAGGUGGUAAGAUAAAGUUAGAGUCUCAUGGGCAGGUGAUUGAUGUGAACUUUGUCAAAUAUAAAGGUGACCCUUUGGAGUGGAGAUACUUUUUUAAGCGAUUUAUAGCUUUGCGACCAGAUAUUGUGUAUAUCCAGGAAAUGUAA
Messenger RNA from Sugiyamaella lignohabitans, 1296 nucleotides. RefSeq names its product serine/threonine protein kinase CHK1 (gene CHK1). Lineage: Eukaryota; Fungi; Ascomycota; Dipodascomycetes; Dipodascales; Trichomonascaceae. Gene Ontology annotation, molecular function: protein kinase activity; ATP binding. The transcript has a single exon. Gene Ontology annotation, biological process: mitotic G2 DNA damage checkpoint signaling; protein phosphorylation. Gene Ontology annotation, cellular component: nucleus; site of double-strand break; cytoplasm. The record is from RefSeq and is a predicted model, not a curated record. The coding region runs from base 1 to 1296 and encodes 431 amino acids.